Cordyceps fumosorosea ARSEF 2679 is the source of this 543-nucleotide messenger RNA. Its product is annotated as Thioesterase superfamily. Bases 1 to 543 code for a protein of 180 amino acids. The transcript has a single exon. Gene Ontology annotation, molecular function: fatty acyl-CoA hydrolase activity. Lineage: Eukaryota; Fungi; Ascomycota; Sordariomycetes; Hypocreales; Cordycipitaceae. The record is from RefSeq and is a predicted model, not a curated record.
AUGGCCCCCUUGGACGCACAGUUGCUCUCACCUCCUGGGUCCGGAGCUGCUUCCGCCGCCGUCUCGGACGCCCUCCGGACUCAGCAUGUCGAGGCCGUCCUCGAGGCCCUCAAGCAGCGCAGUCCCAUCUACGGGACCAUCCUUCCGACGCUCACGCUGCGUUCUGCCUCGUGCGGCCGCGUCGUCUGCCGGCUCGUGCUCGACGCCAUGCACGUCAACAGCCGCGGGGGCUUGCACGGCGCCGUGUCCGCGACCAUCGUCGACAUGACCACCGGCAUGGCCAUCGCCUCUUGGGACCUUCGCGACACCACGGGAGCCAGCGCUGACAUGCACCUAAGCUACCUCGGGACAGCUGUCGCCGGCGACGAGCUCGAGAUCGCCGCCACGGCGGAGAAGGUCGGCGGCAGCCUGGCGUUUGUCACGAUCCGCAUCGACAAGGUCGGGCCGGACGGAGAGAGGACUCCAGUGACGCUGGCCCAGCACACUAAGUUUGUGCGGUCGUCGUCCAAGAACCCCUCUACGGGGGUGAACACUCCGGUGUAG